AUGGUGCUUGAUGAUUCGGAAAAUACUCCGGGCACGGCUCCUAUUCGAGGGAUUGGGCUCCGAGUCACUAAUAUCGAAGGUAAUCCUCUCAUGCCUAGACGGGGAAUAUAUGCUACUAACAAUCCAUCGAUUAUUGAUGGAUUAGCUGCUAUUUCGAAACCUGUUAAUCUGGGUAAAAAACCAGAGAAUCGGGCCAAUAGCAGUGGGGAUCAAGAGACCAUGGGAAUCAAUGAUGUUGACUGGUUGUUUGAGGGUAUGGAGAAUAAUAAUAUGCCAAAGGGUAACUUUCAGGCUCAAGGUUCGUAUGCUUCUAAGCUUAAAUCUGGUAGUAGUAGUAGUAAACAGAAGGUGAACUUCCGAUUCCUAGAGCCUAAGGAAACGGUAGAAGACGCUGAUGUUGCUAUACCUAUUGAGUCAGUAAAAAAAGUCCAGGAGAGGUUCACAAAUGUGUUAUUUGGCUAUUUUCUGGGAAAGAGAUUGGCUUUCCCAGUUGUGGAGUAUUUUGUUACUAAAAGAUGGGAGAAAUAUGGACUUCAAAAAUGCAUGAUGAAUGGGAAAGGUUUCUUUUUCUUCAAGUUUAAUUCUAAGGAGGGGAUGGAACAGGUGAUGCAGGAUGGCCCUUGGCUUAUCAGAAAUAUUCCUAUUUUUUUGAAGUACUGGUCAACUAAUACUGAGCUGAAAAAAGAGGAAUUGCAAAAGAUCCCGGUUUGGAUUAAGCUUUAUGAUGUGCCUCUUGCGGCAUAUACCGAGGAUGGAUUGAGCCUUAUUGCAUCCAAAGUGGGAGUUCCAAAAUUGUUAGAUAAUGAGACAGCCAGAAUGUGUUCUGAUUCUUGGGGCCGUAGUAGUUUCGCAAGAGCUAUUGUAGAAGUUGAUGCUGUUAAAGAUCUGAAGGAAUCGGUCUCGGUGGCUAUCCCGAACAUGGAGGAUGGAGGAUUCCUAAAGAGCUCAAUCAAUAUUGAGUACGAAUGGACGCCCCCUAGAUGUUCUGAUUGUCAUAUUUUUGGUCACACUUUGGAAACAUGCCCAAAGGUUGUCAAACCGAUUGAAAAGCAGGUCCCUAAUGUUAAGACUCAGGAGGACGAUCAAGGCUAUCAGGUAGUGGGUAAAAAGAAGACAGGGAAGCCAGUGGUGAAGGGUAAACAAAGUAAUGUGCUGGAAAAAGAUGACAUUGAUCAGGAUGAGGUUAGAGAACCAGAGACUGAAACGACAAUGUUUAUGGAAAAUUCGAUGAAGGAUGACGGUCUUCUUACAGGGGCAAGCACUCCUGCUGUUGAGGUGAAUGAUGUAUGUAGGAGAAUUUCUAAGGGAUGGGAGUGGAUUUCUAAUGGUAGUCUAUGUAACAAAGGGACGAGAAUUGUUAUUGGAUGGAACCCGAAAGAUGUAAAUGUCAUGCUUUUAUCGGCUACGAUGCAAGUGAUGCAUAUUCAGGUUAUAUUUAAGGGUGAAAAUAAGGCUAUGUACUGUUCCAUGGUAUAUGCCAAUAAUGAUUUUAAGGAGAGAAGGGAUUUGUGGGAAUCGCUGAAAGUCCACAAGCUCUUUGUCAAUAAUAAUCCUUGGGUCAUUAUGGGCGAUUUCAACUCGGCCCUUAAUUUGGGAGAUAGCUACAUGGGAGCUUCUGGUAUGUCGGUUAGUAUGAUGGAUUUUCAGGAUUGUGUUGCUAACAUUGAGGUUUUCGAUGUUAAUUGCUCGGGCAUGCAAUUUACGUGGAAUCAAAAACCAAAGCAAGGAAUGGGAAUUAUGAAAAAGAUUGACAGGAUUAUGAUUAAUAGCCAUUUCACAGAUGCUUUUCCAAACUCGUUUGCUGUCUUCCAGCCACACCGUAUAUCAGAUCACUCUCCAUGUGUGUUAAAGUUGCCGGGGGUUAUGAGGAGUAAACCGAAGCCGUUUAAAUUCCCUAACUUCUUAACGCUGAAACCUGAGUUUAUUGAUGUCGUCAAGGAUGGCUGGGAUUUGUCUAUUGAAGGGGUGCCCAUGUUUAGAGUGGUUAAAAAAUUAAGAGCUUUAAAACACCUGUUGAGAAACCUGCUUCGAAAACAAGGGAAUAUUCAUGUUCGUGUUACCCAAACUAGAAAAGACCUGGAUGAAAUUCAGAGUAGGGUUGACAAGGAUCCGGCGAAUGUGUCUCUCAAGAAUUUGGCGGCAGAUUGUCUGAAGAAGUUCAAUGAAGCUAGUCUAGAUGAAGAGAGUUUCUUAAAGCAAAAAGCAAAACAGAAAUGGCUGCAACUGGGAGAUGCCAACACGAAGUUUUUUCUAAUCACAUUCAUGCAGCUUAAGCUUUACAUUCCGGGCUUUUCUCAGUUUGUUUUAACUCCGUUAUUCAUCAACAGUCUUAGUAAUUGUAACCGUGUUACAACGUUGCUCAAAAUUACAGAACUAGCAUGCAUAGGAGGGUUUACAUUCGUAACAGUGUUAUCACAUCAACAGUGUUAA
Molecule: messenger RNA, 2430 nt
Organism: Helianthus annuus (common sunflower)
Lineage: Eukaryota; Viridiplantae; Streptophyta; Magnoliopsida; Asterales; Asteraceae
Exons: 4
Coding region: 1-2430 (809 amino acids)
Molecular function (GO): catalytic activity
Source: RefSeq, a predicted model, not a curated record